Molecule: messenger RNA, 831 nt
Organism: Poeciliopsis prolifica (blackstripe livebearer)
Lineage: Eukaryota; Metazoa; Chordata; Actinopteri; Cyprinodontiformes; Poeciliidae
Exons: 1
Coding region: 1-831 (276 amino acids)
Source: RefSeq, a predicted model, not a curated record
AUGACGGCCUCCCAUACUCUGUGCUCUGACCUCCACCCCACACCUCCACCCUACACCUCCCCCCACACCUCCACCCUACACCUCCACCCCACACCUCCCCCCACACCUCCACCCCACCCCUCCACCCUACACCUCCCCCCACACCUCCACCCCACACCUCCACCCUACACCUCCCCCACACCUCCACCCUACACCUCCACCCUACACCUCCACCCCACACCUCCCCCCACACCUCACCCCACACCUCCACCCUACACCUCCCCCCACACCUCCACCCCACCUCCACCCCACACCUCCACCCUACACCUCCACCCCACACCUCCACCCCACACCUCCACCCCACACCUCCACCCCACACCUCCACCCCACACCUCCACCCCACACCUCCACCCCACACCUCCACCCUACACCUCCCCCCACACCUCCACCCUACACCUCCACCCCACACCUCCACCCCACACCUCCACCCCACACCUCCACCCUACACCUCCACCCUACACCUCCACCCACACCUCCACCCCACACCUCCACCCCACACCUCCACCCACACCUCCACCCCACACCUCCACCCACACUCCCCACACACCUCCACCCCACACCUCCACCCCACACCUCCACCCCACACCUCCACCCCACACCUCCACCCCCACCUCCACCCCACACCUCCACCCCACACCUCAAUCCCACACCUCCACCCUACACCUCCCCCCACACCUCCACCCUACACCUCCACCCUACACCUCCCCCACACCUCCACCCUACACCUCCACCCCACACCUCCCCCCACACCUCCACCCCACACCUCCACCCCACACCUCCACCCCCUGCUGA